ACCGAUUUGCAUAGUCAAAAGCAAAAUGGCUACGUUAAUAAGAAGCAAGCUUUCUAAUAAGCUGUCCAAUGCCGCUACCUCGGUCUCCAACAAAUCCCAGGCGAAGGUGAGCGGGAUGUUCGCCAGGAUGGGCUUCCAAGCCGCCACGGACGAGGAGGGUUUGGGCUUCGCCGCCUGCGAUGACCUGGAUUAUGACCAUAGACAGGGGAUGCAAAUGGACAUUUUAACAAACGAUGAGGCAGGAGCCGGAGCAGGGAGCGGACCGACAGGCACAGGGGAGGGGGGGUUGGAUGGCGACAGCCACUACCAGAGAGAUGGAACCGGUCUGCCGCCCUCAGGCUCCAAAGACGCAAGUCUGGCAGAAGAAGAUAAACCAAAAAUUACCGCAUGGGAGGCCGGCUGGAACGUGACAAAUGCCAUCCAGGGGAUGUUUGUGCUUGGCUUACCCUACGCCAUCCUGCACGGAGGAUAUCUCGGACUAUUUCUUAUCAUUUUCGCCGCCGUGGUGUGCUGCUACACAGGCAAAAUCCUCAUUGCCUGCCUGUACGAAGAGAACGAGGAUGGGCAGCUGGUACGUGUCAGGGACUCGUACGUGGACAUUGCCAACGCCUGCUGCGCGCCCAGAUUCCCUUCUUUGGGCGGUCACAUCGUGAAUGUAGCCCAGAUCAUAGAGCUGGUGAUGACCUGCAUCCUCUACGUGGUGGUCAGCGGUAACCUCAUGGAGAACAGCUUCCCCACCAUGCCCGUCUCCCAGAAGUCCUGGGCCAUCAUCGCGACCGUGGCCCUCCUUCCCUGCGCCUUUCUCAAGAACCUGAAGGCCGUCUCCAAGUUCAGCCUGCUGUGCACGAUGGCCCACUUCGUUAUCAACGUCCUGGUGAUCGCCUACUGCCUCUCCAGGGCCAGGGACUGGGCGUGGGACAAAGUCAAGUUCUACAUCGACGUCAAGAAGUUCCCCAUCUCCAUCGGCAUCAUCGUGUUCAGCUACACCUCUCAGAUCUUCCUGCCUUCUCUCGAGGGGAACAUGAACAAGCCCAGCGAGUUCCACUGCAUGAUGAACUGGACCCAUAUCGCCGCCUGCAUCCUCAAGGGCCUGUUCGCCCUGGUGGCCUACCUGACCUGGGCGGACGCGACCAAGGAGGUCAUCACAGACAACCUGCCGUCCACCAUCCGAGCCGUCGUCAAUCUUUUCCUGGUAGCCAAAGCCUUGCUGUCCUAUCCAUUGCCGUUUUUCGCAGCCGUAGAGGUUUUGGAAAAAAGCUUUUUCGGUGACGGAGGACGGGCGUUUCCAGAUUGCUACGGGGCCGAUGGACGCCUGAAGUCUUGGGGUCUCACUCUUCGAUGCACCCUGGUUGUGUUUACGUUGCUGAUGGCCAUUUAUGUCCCACAUUUCGCUCUCCUCAUGGGGCUCACUGGAAGUCUCACGGGCGCUGGGCUGUGCUUUCUACUGCCCAGCCUCUUCCACCUCAAGCUUUUAUGGAGAAAGCUCUUGUGGCACCACGUGUUCUUCGAUGUCGCCAUCUUUGUAAUAGGGGGUAUAUGCAGUGUAUCUGGUUUCAUUCAUUCGAUGGAGGGCCUCAUAGAAGCGUACAGGUACAACAUAGAAGAGUAG
Gadus chalcogrammus (walleye pollock) is the source of this 1609-nucleotide messenger RNA. RefSeq names its product solute carrier family 32 member 1 (gene slc32a1). The record is from RefSeq and is a predicted model, not a curated record. Gene Ontology annotation, cellular component: vacuolar membrane. Gene Ontology annotation, molecular function: amino acid transmembrane transporter activity. Gene Ontology annotation, biological process: amino acid transmembrane transport. The transcript is spliced from 2 exons. NCBI's taxonomy places the organism in Eukaryota, Metazoa, Chordata, Actinopteri, Gadiformes, Gadidae. Bases 26 to 1609 code for a protein of 527 amino acids.